UCCAAUCACAGGAGGGCUGAGCAGGGAGAGGCUGACACCGCAGCCUCCCUGUGAUGUGAUGCUGGGGAUGAGGACACUGUGUGGCUGCGCAGAGAGAGACGGCUCUGUCUGAUGUUACAGGAAGCAUUAAUAAUAAGCACAAAGACUAGGAAAAGGUUUGGGAACCCAACUGGAAAGGUCCAUCAGCUGACCCCCAAACAGUAGAAAGGCCUCCAAGUUUCCUCACUAAGCCACAGCCAUGAAUUUUCUACGUAGACGUCUCUCCGACAGCAGCUUUGUGGCCAACCUUCCCAAUGGCUACAUGAUGGACCUUCAACGGCCAGACAAUUCCACCAGUUCCCCUGUGUCCCCGGCCAUGGAGAGGAAGCAACAGCAACAUUCCCAGGUUCCAUCUUCUUCUUCUGCACCAGGUUCCAGUCUCUUCAGUUCUUUCUCCAAUGCAGUAAAGCAGACUACCCAGGCUGCCGCAGGUCUGGUAGAGCCGACCGGACCUCCGCCUCCUCCUGUGGUCCUAAAACCUAAGAAUCUCCUGGUGAUUGAUGACCCACACACAGAUUGGGCCAAGUAUUUCAGAGGCAAGAAAGUGAACAUGGAGUAUGAAAUUCGGGUGGAGCAGGCCGAAUUCUCAGAGAUCAACCUAGCUGCAUAUGUGAAUGGUGGCUGCAUGGUGGACAUGCAAGUGAUACGGAAUGGAACCAAGGUGGUCAGAUCCUUCAAACCGGAUUUUGUGCUCAUCCGUCAGCAUGCAUACAGCAUGACUCUUGGUGAGGAUUUCCGAAGCCUGAUCAUGGGCCUGCAGUAUGGGGGAGUCCCCAGUGUCAAUUCUCUGUACUCCAUCUACAACUUCUGCAGCAAGCCCUGGGUGUUUUCGCAGCUUAUUAAGAUCUUCCAUAGACUGGGCGCUGACAAGUUCCCCUUGGUGGAUCAGUCCUUCUUCCCAAACCACAAGCAGAUGCUGACGACACCAAAUUUUCCAGUGGUGGUGAAAAUGGGCCACGCUCAUGCUGGAAUGGGCAAGGUUAAGGUGGAUAAUCAAUAUGACUUCCAGGAUAUGGCCAGUAUCGUAGCCAUGGCAAAGACUUACGUGACCAGUGAGCCAUUCAUAGACUCCAAAUACGACAUCCGCAUCCAGAAAAUCGGCAAUAAUUACAAAGCCUAUAUGAGGACAUCGAUUUCUGGGAACUGGAAGGCAAACACUGGAUCGGCCAUGUUGGAACAGAUCGCAAUGACUGACAGAUACCGCUUAUGGGUAGAUUCGUGCUCUGAACUUUUUGGUGGCGUGGACAUUUGUGCUGUGAAAGCUGUCCAUAGUAAGGAAGGCAAAGAUUUUAUCAUUGAGGUAAUGGACAGCUCCAUGCCUUUGAUUGGAGAGCACGUGGAGGAAGACCGCCAGCUGGUGGCCGAUCUUGUGAUCGCAAAGAUGACGCAACAUGUCCAGAUGAAUUCACCAGCAUCUUCCCAACCCAAACAGCAGCCCCAACAAAUGCAGCCACAGGCUAUCAAACCACAAAUGCAGCCACAACCCGGUCCACAGGGAGCUUCGGGGGUUCCGGCCCAACCACGGCCCCCACCACAAGGUGGAGCCCGUCCAGGACAAGGGCCCGCACCUCCCAGAACAGGGGCCCCACCUCAGCAGAGGCUUUCUCCACAAGGACAGCAGCCUCAAACAUCCCAACCUAGUUCCCCACAGCCGCAGAGAUCUCCAAAUUCCCCUCAGCUGCCCAGACCCGCCAGUGGCACCCCUCCGGGCCAGACACCCAAAUCUGCUUCCGCUUCUCCGCAGCAGCCCCGACCCCCAACUCAGGGGCAACCACAAUCCCAACAGGUGCAGCUGGGAGCAGCUGUCAAGUCUCAGCCAUCUCCUCACCCACACUUGAACAAAUCCCAGUCGCUGACCAACAAUUUCAAUAUCUCCGAUCCGUCUCAAAAAGGUUCUGGUAAUGAGGAUGAAGCAAAAGCUGAAACCAUUCGAAACUUGAGGAAAUCCUUUGCAAGCCUGUUCUCUGACUAAACUCCAGUUCUUAUAGCCCUCAGAGUUGUGAAAACAUACAAUUGUCACCCAUUAUUACAGAGAAGACCAACAAUCCCAUCAUAACACCUCCUACGAUAGGAGUGCAUUGAAACAUCUGAUCCCGUCCCUUCGGAACCUAAUAUCUUCCGUCCGAGAAUUGUAUCAACCGCUGUCCUAAGUCAAUGACGGACUGGGCAGAUCCAACUUAAGAAGCUUUCCAUUGACAUCUGAGGAUGCUUUAUAAAUGUUCUUAACCAGCUGGAUAUAGAAAACAUAACGUUCAACUGCUGGGAUUCCUUUUCCAGAUAGCCAGACUCCCAGAUGUUCGCUUCUGUGAUGUCCCCUUGUGUACAUAGUUUAAAAAGCAUGAACAUGUGAUCCAAGAUUCCCUACCCACAGUACUCAACCUUCAGGAAGUCAAAAUCUCGGUCAAGGUCAGGGUGAUUUAAGAGUUCUUCAGAGACUAGACCUGAGUUUCACCAUUGGAGUGCGGGAGCUACAAGCCGUU
This is a messenger RNA of Nanorana parkeri, 2519 nucleotides long. It is a transcript of the gene SYN3, whose product is annotated as synapsin III. Gene Ontology annotation, molecular function: ATP binding. The coding region runs from base 239 to 2011 and encodes 590 amino acids. Gene Ontology annotation, cellular component: synaptic vesicle membrane; synaptic vesicle. Lineage: Eukaryota; Metazoa; Chordata; Amphibia; Anura; Dicroglossidae. The record is from RefSeq and is a predicted model, not a curated record. The transcript is spliced from 14 exons. Gene Ontology annotation, biological process: neurotransmitter secretion.